UUUCUCCCGCCUCUACUUCGCCCCUUCCGCGCGUUUUCUUGGGAAUCCAAUUGUCUGAACGUGUUUCUAUGGCAACCCUCCCGCUGUUCCCUUGAGAAAUCAAAAGCCUCCUCUUCUUCUAGAAAAGACUGAACGCUAAUUAGGUUGUUCUUCAGCAGAAUAAAAGCUGGACUUCAAUACCAGUUGCCACCUGACGCGUAUUCUGUUUCUCCUCACCGAAGUGCUCGGCGGGACCUCUAAAGACCGGGAUGUGGAGGAAAUUAGGGAGACAAUGAAAGCGUCCGCACAGCACUCUGGGAAACGUAGUCUUUGCGCUGGCGCAGACUAUCCCGCGUGGAGAAAUUCCGAGUAAGUUCAGGAGGCACUGAUAGUGGCUGUGACGCAGCACCUGUGACGCGGAACCUGUGAGAGGAAUCCGGUCUCUGGCUCUCCCUGGGCUGGGGUCGCGGCUGUUAACUGCGCACUGCAAUAUCGAGGGAAACUGAUGUUCUGACUGAUCCUACUUCUGGACAUUUUGGGGACUCAUUCAACAUGGCCAAGAAAUCAGUCCUAGAAGGAAGGAAGACUUUCUCCCAGUUUCCUUGUCCUUCCUGCAGUGCUGCCAGCUGGGAAUGUGGAGGGGAAGGAGGGGAAGGAGGGGGAGCUUAAACCAGACUGCUGGGCCUAGUUGGCUACUACUGAGUAAUUUGUGACCCUCAAGGACGGGGCCAUGGACUUCACUUUGGAGGACUGGGAGCAGCUGGGGCUGGAUCAGGAGGACCUGUUCUGGGACAAGGCACUGGACAACUACCAGAAUCUCUUCUUGCUGAACCCCCUGAGACCCAGCCUGACCAAUCCAGAUGGUGGGGAAGAGCUAAAGACCCUGGUGAGAGGAAGUCCAGAAGUGACAGGCCCUGACACAGCUGAGGCCAAGAUCUCCCUGCUGCAAGAAUUCUCAGAAGAAGGACUCUCUCAGGAGAUUACGGAGACAUUUUCCAAGGACGGCCUCUGGAACCCUAACUUGGGAGAAGCCUGCAUGGGUGAGAGCUGGUUGGAUAGUUUGCUAGGAGAUCCAGAAAGUCUUCUGAGCUCUGACACUGUCACCAACAAGGAUAGUUCCACAGAGUACACGGGUCAUAAACUCAAGAGCAGCCUCAGUCGUGAGUCCCUCCUUUUCACCAGAGAGGAUUCCCUGAUCUCUGAUGUUUCCGAGAAGAGCCUGAUGCCAGCUAGGUCUCAGGAGUGUAGGAAUGACUUCGAUUCCCACUCAGGCCAGAGUCAGCAAUAUACUACUGUCCAGGAAGUAGUGCAACCAUAUAAGUGUAGUGAAUGUGGGAAGAACUUCAGCCGGAGUUGCAGUCUCCUCCAGCACUGGAUUAUUCAUAUGAGGGAGAAACCACCUGGGAACGAAGAGGACGAGAAUGGUUCCGACCAGAGUCCUUGCCUUUUUGAGUAUCCAACGACUCAAACAGGCUACGCAUCCUAUGUGUGCGAAAAGUGCGGGGAAACUUUCAGUCACAACACACACCUUCUGUUACAUCAGAAAAUUCACACUGAAGAAGAAACAUGUAAGAGUCAGGACAGUGACCACCCAUCAGGUCCUGGCUCACAGCCUGUUGAGCAGCAUAAAACCCACAAAGGUGGUAAAUCCUAUAAGUGCAAUGAGUGUGGCAAGAGUUUCGGCCAAAUCAUUCAUCUUACUAGGCAUCAGAAGACCCACAUGCGGAAACGCUAUGAAUGUGCCAAAUGCAAGGCCGCCUUCAACUUUAACAAACACCUCCUGCAACAUCAGAAAGUUCAUUCUGUGAAAACUACCUCUGAGUGUCAGGAAUGCGGGAAGGCCUUCAGGCAGAGGUCAGCCCUUAUCAAGCAUCAGUCUGUUCACACUGGAGAAAAGCCUUAUAAGUGUGAUGAGUGUGGGAAAGCUUUCAGCUAUAUCUUGACCCUAAGGAGCCACCAAAGGGUUCACAGUAAAGAAAAGCCUUACAAAUGCAAUGAAUGUGGGAAAGCCUUCUACCAAAACACUCACCUGAGUGAACAUCAGAGGAUUCACACGGGGUACAGGCCCCACAAAUGUGACAAAUGCACCAAGGGUUUCAGCCGGCCUUCCCACCUGAUGCGACACCAGUCUGUUCAUGCCACAGAAAGGCCCUACAGCUGUGCCGAAUGCAAGCAGACCUUUAGCCAUAAUGAACACCUUGUUCAACACCAGAAAAUCCAUGCUGUGGAAGUCCGCCAUGAAUGUCAGGAGUGUGGUGAGCACUUCGUUUGCAGGUCGACCCUAAUGAGCCACCAAAGUGUUCACACCCAAGAACAAGGACUUGGCGAGAGUGGAAAGAUCUUGAAUCAGAACCUACAACAAAAAGAGCAUCUAGGGACUGGUGAGAAGCCCUUUAAGUGUAACAAAUGCGAGAAAACCUUCGACUGCAGCAAAUACCUGACUCAGCAUGAGAGGCUUCACACCAGGGAGAAGCCCUUUGAGUGUAACCAGUGUGAGAAAGCCUUUGGCCAAAGUACACAACUCAUUCGCCACCAGAUGAGCCACUCUGGGGUGAGGCCAUAUAAAUGUGGGGACUGUGGGAAGGCCUUCAUCCACAGCACCCCCCUCACCAAACAUCAGUGCCUACAUGAGAGCAAGUGCCCCUUUAAGUGUAAAGAAUGUGGAAAGACUUUCAACCACAGUGCACAUCUCUCAGAACAUCAGUUAAUUCACACUGUGGAGAAACCCUUUAAAUGUAACCAGUGUGCCAGAGUCUUUGUGCACAGUAAGUACCUUAUUCAGCAUCAGAGAAGUCAUACUAGAAAGACAUCUUUUGAGUGUAAUAAAUGUGGAAAGACAUUCAUACACCGCUGGCGCCUUUCUAAGCAUCAGAGGGUUCACACACGUGAGAAACCCUAUAAAUGUGGCGAUUGUGAGAAAACCUUCAGCCUGAAUGCUCUACUUAUUCGACACCAGAGAGUUCACACUGGGGAAAAGCCUUACUUUUGUCAGGAAUGUGGGAAAGCCUUCAGUCAGAGCUCAUGCCUUUCUGUUCACCUCAGAGUUCACACUGGGGAAAAGCCCUUCCUGUGUGUCGCAUGUGGGAAAUCCUUUUCCCAGAAAACAAAUCUGAGGCAGCAUGAGAGAAUUCACACUGGGGAGAAGCCUUACAUCUGUGAUGUGUGUGGGAAAGCCUUUGGCUUCAGAGCGCAUCUCAGUGAGCACCAGAGAAUUCACACCCAAGAGAAACCAUAUCAGUGUCAACACUGUCAGAAAGCCUUUCGCUUCUAUGUAGGUCUCCACCGACAUCAGAAAGUCCACACUCAAAAGUAACAAGUAGCAAUACUUCUUGUGGCUGCCAGGCUGCAGCAGGGCCCAACAUCUGAGACCUAAAGUUGAAACCAUCGCAUGGUAAGUCCAUCCUCCCUCCACCCCCUGCAAAAUAGAUAAGUCUCUUUAUUAAUAAAGAUUGACUAGGAAAAUUUGCACACAAGUUUCAUUAAAACAAUGAAAACACAAAAGAAGCUGUGUAGCAUCCAAAUUCAGAGAUAGACUCUGGGGACAGUCUGCUGGAUUAAAUCUCACCUCUGCCACCUAAGUGACCUGCAGACUCUUAUUAUCUCUCAGGACCUCAGUAUAUAAUAGUGACCUACCUCAGAGGGCUGUUGUGAGGACAAAUAGGUGCAAAGCACUUAGAACUGAAUGCCCUGCACAUAGUACUCACCAAGCAAGAGCUAUAUGUGUGCAUCACAUAUAAAUAUACUCUUUUAUGUUAAAAGGAAGAGAAGACUUAGCAACCUUCUCUUUACUGCAGUUAAUGUCAUAAUAUUUUUUUAAGAUUUUAUUUAUUUAUU
Messenger RNA from Phyllostomus hastatus (greater spear-nosed bat), 3813 nucleotides. RefSeq names its product zinc finger protein 473 (gene ZNF473). Gene Ontology annotation, biological process: negative regulation of transcription by RNA polymerase II. The transcript has 5 exons. Gene Ontology annotation, molecular function: DNA-binding transcription repressor activity, RNA polymerase II-specific. Lineage: Eukaryota; Metazoa; Chordata; Mammalia; Chiroptera; Phyllostomidae. Bases 710 to 3292 code for a protein of 860 amino acids. The record is from RefSeq and is a predicted model, not a curated record.